GGGUACUCACAAAGGGCGAUUGAGACGUCUGCAAGAAAUAUAUCCAUUGGUGAUGUUAAAACAAAAGCUAUUUCGGUUUAAAAAAAUGCGCUUUAUCUGCACAAUUGAUACUUGUUAAAACCUGCUUGCAGCUUCUCAAAAGUUCCCAUUAUUUAGGCUUUAGCGCGGCGACCAGGGGUGCAAAUUUUAGUGCUUCCUUACGCGUAACUUUUGUCUUGAGCCGGCCCUGUUGAAAAUAGACCGGAAGGGGAAAUAAAAUCGCGAUUUCUCAUAUACCGCUUUUCAGAAUUCUGCGAAUUUUAAAAUUUUGGUAUGCGCACAUAGGUUUUUGGAGUCAAGGAGCACAGUGAAACGGAAAAAAAUGAGACCGGAGAUGGUAGAAACGUGAUUUCUCAGAAUAUGGCCGAAAUGGCGCCAAAUAUUUGAAUUGUUCUACCUUUUUCCAGAAUGCAAUGACAUUAAACUUCAUGUUUCGUAUACUACUUUUCUCAUGUGUGGACCUACCGACAGACGUCCCACAGAAGCCGCCAUCUUCAACACUUGGCUUCCGGUGACGUUCUAGUACUUUCAAUCGCACUCUUCGACUUCAGAAACCUACGUCCACACAUUGGAUUCGCUAAUGCUAACGAGCAUUAUGAGAAAAGUAGUAACACUUCGAAAUUUUGGCGCCAUUUGGGCUUAACUAUGAAAAAUUGCUGUUUUCUACUUCAGUUCACAUUUUUGACACUUCCAUAAUUGUGUUGCUUGACUCCAAAAACCAACGCCAACAUAAUAAGAAACUUGAAUGUAAGUGCAUUCUGGAAAAGUUAGGACAAUUCAAAUAUUUGGCGCCAUUUUGGUCGAAAUAUGAAUAUGAGCCAUGCCAUAAUCUUAAAAUUCAGAGUAUUCUGAAAAAAGGUAGAAAAAUAGGAAUUUUUAGCACCAUUUUGGCCCAAAUGUGAGGAACCACGGUUUUUGACUUCUGGCCUCAUUUUUGACCCUUCAAUCGUGCUCCUUGGCCCCUAAAACGAGGGUCCAGACCCUUGAACUGUCAAAAUGUAAAGACGCAAAUACUGAAUAUCUCCCUUCCGGUCCAUUUUCAGACCUGGCAACAAGCAGAAUCGGGUUCAGCUGGAUCGAAAUAGGGGAAAACCACUUGUAACUCAAUUGUUACACGAAGCAUUUGGACUUUCUCAAAAGUAGACCUAACUAUUGUGCUGAACAGCUAAUAUUUUUUGCGGAUUGAAGUAUACGGAACCCAAUAUAAAGUCACUUUAAUGAAAUGGAGAGGUUUUUGUGCCGAACUCGCCGAGCGCCACCCUAAAUGUCUUUAUCCACUCUUGUCACUACACCACGAACCUCCGCUACAAUUUAAUCCUGGAAUAUUCUUUAGAAAAUCAAAUAAUUACUUCUUGAAUAUUCACUUUAUUCUAAGUAUUUUUAAAACAUUCCUGGGAGAUUCUAGAUAUAUAUUCAUUUAGGGGUUGUAAUAAUAUUUAUAGAAUAUCUUGACGAUUGAUUCGCGAAUGCGCACACUGUGCAAUGUCAACUUUCUUAUUAGAGAUAUUUUUUUAACCAAAGAUUCUUCUACUAAAGGCAAGCAUAUCGCAUAUUUUGAACAUCAGGUAUGCGCAUGCGCAGACUGCGCAAGUGUUAAAUUUACACAUUUACAUAUAAACAGUUCGUUAUAUGACCUCUCAGGAAGUACUGAUCAAUUAAACUGGACACUUUUUUUCAUUUUUUGCUAUUGGACCAUAAAAAAAUCGCUCUCUGCUGAAGGAAGUAGAGUGGCAAAUUUCUCUCCAUCUAGUGCACCAUGUACGACCUUUUGGCAAGAUUUACCAAUGAAUCAGACAUGCCUUAUGUGCAACUAGUGGUUUAUUUGUUCCAAUAACACAUGAGUAGCGCAACACAGACACCAGCCCUUAUGUCUAUGAUGGGAUUAGUGCCCAUCUUCUGAGUGGAUUCCCAAACUUAACGAAGUUAGCCUGCUCCGAUAUGGCCCUAAUCAAAUUUGUCCAUCUGCGAAACUCCUAACAAAGAGAGCGAAACGUAACGCAAUUCCAGCGUUAUUGAUUUAACAAAGACCUUCCUAAACUUCGACGUUCCCAGAACGAAAAUUUGCAAUUCUAACAAGGUCGCAUUCUCAGAUUUCAAUCGAAUGACACAAGUCCGAAAUUACAUUAAGGGAUGUAAUUAAAGAGCGCCUCGUAAAUUAUAAAUGUUAAGGUCAGCGUACAGUUUGAUGUCAAAAUCGAUAGUUCGUGAAUUUCUAACGUGGGGUCUUAGAAAAAAUAUCAGCAAUUUCGGAUAAAAACGCAUCUCGUCGUCCUGGAGACGUUACGUUACAACAAACUGUCGGCCAAUCGCAACGGCGUUCUCAAGAAGACGCGAUUUUACGAAAGUUGCGAUAUCAGAAGUUUAAAAACCUACCGGGGUGAAAGAGGUGCAUGAUGGAGACGUGCGAAGCGAGGAUAAUUAAGUACAUUUUGUUCAUUUUCAAUUUAAUUUUCGCGAUUUCAGGGAUCGCUCUGAUAGUGGCAGGAGCGGUUGUGUUGUCGGAUGUGGGGGAGUUCAAUCACUUCAUGGAGGGAAGAAUUUUGGCGCCUCCAGUUGUUUUGAUUAUAGUAGGAGCGAUCGUCUUCAUUGUGGCGUUCUUGGGAUGUUUUGGAGCGAUUCGAGAAUCUUACUAUCUACUCAUGGCCUUUGCACUCUGCCUGUUGGUGAUCUUCAUAAUCGAACUGGCAGUUGGAAUCGCCGCCGCCGUUUACAAGAGUGACUUUGAAGAAGUGCUGAAGGAUACGCUCAAGUCCUCAAUGGACAACUACUACAGCAGCAAGUCAGAUCGGCUUGCUUGGGAUAAUAUGCAAGUCAAGUUGGAGUGUUGUGGCGUCGAAGCGCCUACGGAUUGGCCAGAUAAACAGCGCCCCUUCAGUUGCUGCCACAAAACGGAGCGGACUGAUGCGAAACCGCCCGAAAGCUUCCACUGCGUGCAGGCCGAACCGGGGGAUGACAUCUUAUACUCAGUUGGAUGUUUCGAUAGGCUGCAGAUGAAGGCGGACUCCAGCGCAAAGAUACUCAUCGGGGUCGGCAUUGGCAUAGCAUUCGUUGAGAUCAUCGGAAUAAUUCUGGCAUGUUGGUUAGCAUCGGCUAUCAAAGACCGAGACUCAAAGAAGUAAAGAGCACAACAACUCAAAAACAUAAUCAUCUCAACAAAUUUCCAACGCAAUUCUCUCUAGAUAGUAGAGUAGGUACCAGGUCAUGCGCAGUAUUUAUUGAUCACUCAUGAACAAUCUUGGUGUAAUCUUCCAUUGUUCAGUCUAUAGAUGUUGCAAUGUAUCAAAUUUUACUUCAUCGUUAACGUUUUUUAAUUAAUAAAACAUUCACAAGUACCUACACAA
Photinus pyralis (common eastern firefly) is the source of this 3380-nucleotide messenger RNA. Its product is annotated as leukocyte surface antigen CD53-like. The transcript has 5 exons. Gene Ontology annotation, cellular component: membrane. The record is from RefSeq and is a predicted model, not a curated record. Lineage: Eukaryota; Metazoa; Arthropoda; Insecta; Coleoptera; Lampyridae. The coding region runs from base 2430 to 3158 and encodes 242 amino acids.